Molecule: messenger RNA, 1158 nt
Organism: Paramecium pentaurelia
Lineage: Eukaryota; Ciliophora; Oligohymenophorea; Peniculida; Parameciidae
Source: the annotation of a GenBank genome assembly
AUGGUUUAAUUUGUUAACGAAUUUGUAGAAUUUUGCAGAACUAUAGGAAUAUUGGAGAAAGAUUAAAUUUUUGAAUCAACCUAAGAUGACUUGGGUUAAAUGCUCUUUAUGCAUCUGGUAACCUUAAAUCGUCAAUCAUUAAUUGAUUUAUCUAAUAGAGUCUCCCAAAUGUGGCUUAUGUAAUAAACUAACUCAAAACCCAUUCAUCCAAAUAGUGUUAAGUAAUUCACUACUAGAAGUAAGCAUAGUCAAUCCACUCCCUAAGAAUCGAAAUCAUUAACAAACAGUAACAAUCAAUCCACAGUUUAUUUAUAUGAUUAAUAUAUUAAGAAAGAAGAGAAAUAAAUAAUACAUUAAUAGAAAGUCAUUGAAGAUUAAUUAAAAGAAUGUACUUUCUAACCUUAAAUAUCAAAAAAGAGCCAAUAAUUAGAUACAACUGCUCCAGUUUAUGAUAGAUUAUCACAAUUUGGAUAUGAUUAAAGGAUGAAACAUCAAAUUAGUAUGGAAAUCAAAACUAAAAGUGAUUUAAAGUAAUGUACUUUCAGACCUCAAGUCAAUCAUAGUUUUUCAAAAAUCUUAGAAGGUGAUCCAUUCUCUCGAUUAUAUUAAAAUGCCUUAUCAUAAAGAUAAACUAAACCUGUAAGCCAAGAAAAGACUUAUACUUUCAAACCAUAAUUAAUAAGCUAACCAAUUGUAUAAUAGGAAUAUUUAUCAAUCCCUGUUGAAGAGCGACUCUAUAAUCAUUUUUUUGAUUAAUAACAAUAACUUGUUUAAUAAUAAGAGAAUGAAAAUUAAGCUAAAUUAGAUGAAUGUACAUUUACUCCUAAUAUAAAUUAAUAUGGCUCUGUUUAAUAAGGUUCAGAAUAGAAAAUGAGAGUAUUUGAUAGACUUUAUAAUAAAUCAUCAGCCGUGAAAUGUGCUUCAGAAAUUAAAGAAUAAAAUCCUAAUCAUUUUUCUAUUUCCAAAUAAUCAGAUAAGAUUAUAAAAAAAGCAAAUGGAGAUAAUUCAAAAUAUGUAUCCCAGUUUUAGAUUGAUUAAACUCCAUUUGAUAGAUUACAUAGUGAACACAAAAGAAUAGAGAAGAAGAAAAAAGUUAAAGAAAAUUAGAUUUUUAGUAGUAUUCCAUUCAAACCCUAAACAAAUAAUAAUAAGAAAUGA